UUCAGCGUCAAGUUCAAGAACUGGCGUCGCCCCACCAAGGGCUGGACCGCGUGGGUCGACAGCAUGGAGCCCGCGCACGGGGUCGCGUGGAAAAGGGCCGGCAUUUACGACGCCAUCAAGAGCUCGACGUUCUUGAUCGGGAGACACCCCGGUUUAGUCCUCGGGCUCGCUCAGAACUGGUGCCCCGACACGAACACCUUCGUUUUUCCCUGGGGCGAGGCCACCGUCACGCUCGAGGACGUGAUGGUCCUAGGGGGUUACUCGGUUUGGGGGUCCUCCCCUGUUUUGAGCACCCAUCUCGGGAGCCACUCCGGGGAGGUUGAGAUGAAGCUGAAGCGAAAGAUGUCCGAGAUGUCAAAGGCCUCCGCGAGCAAGGUGGGCUGCCGCGAGUGGAUGAAGAAGUUUAGGGGCGCCGAGAGCGACAUGGAGCACGAGGCCUUCCUCGCGUUUUGGCUGUCGAGGUUUGUGUUCGCGAGCUCUUGCGAUGUGAUCCCUGCGAGGGUGCUCCCGAUGGCGAUAGGUCUGGCUAGAGGCACGAGGAUUGCACUUGCGCCCGCUGUUUUGGCUCGCAUUUAUAGAGAUUUGAGUUGGCUGAAGAAUGUUUUAGAUGGACUAGUGCCCAGGACGAAGGAUGGAAAUGAAGCGGGAGGGAUUUAUGUAACGUUGUCGGCCGCGUUUGCUUUGGUUCAGAUAUGGGCUUGGGAGAGAUUUGUGAUCACCAUCAGGCCAAAACCUAGAGAGGUUCAGCCAGGGGAGCCUUGGUUGGGUCGAUGGCACAGAUCAACAAAAUUGAUCCUUCAAAAUGUGCAUUCCAUGAUGGGCGAAGCCGGAGCGCAUUUUAAAUGGCGUCCCUACAGCUUGGCCGUGAAUAACCUGGCGUCCUAUGCAUUUUAUGGCGAGAAAGAGAACUGGGUGUCGCUGGAGGAGGACGCCGAUGGGGAACUGAGGUCAUUCGCUCACUGCUUGAUGGCUUGGGAAUUGCCCGGGUUGGAUUUCGUUGAGAAGUAUUCGCCUCAUCGAGUGGCCAUGCAAUUCGGGAUGGAUCAAGAUAUGCCAGGUCGAGUUGCCCCCUGCAACCAGGACCCUGAGAUUGCUUGGAACAACUACAGUAAGUCACUCCAAGGUGUGCAAUUGUACAUUCCAGCAAGGCUUUACAAACCGUGCAUAACAGCUCGCUAUGCUGAGUGGUGGGCUUCAAGGAGUUCAAAUAGAUCAAUGCAGGGAUUAAAAGGAAAGUUGGAAGUUAAUGAUGACUCGGUUCCUCCUGGUUUUUGGCGGAAAAACAUUACUGUGGACACAGCUGACUCCGGCGAAAGUGAUGAUGGGCUAACUUUGGCAGAAUUUCUAAGGUCCAAUAGGCGAACAAGUGCUACCGGGAGCUGCUUGGUUAGUGUCUGCAACAAUUGCUCGCAGAAUGAUCAAACGCAAAGUUCCUUCUUACAGAAUGCGGAUAAAGAAGACACGGACAUCGAAAUGAGAGAGUCACAAUUGGAACCUGUCGAGAGGAAUAGGCCCCACGAUACUGCUCCUGGAGGAGCUCAAAGAGAAAAUGGGGAAGGCACAAAUGGAAUAGACCAUAGCUUUACCGAAGGAGGUUUAGCCAGCGGAAAUGUGGGAGGAAGCAGUGAGGGUUCAAUGAUUGGAAUCCUAGCACUGGAUCUCGAAGCUCGGAUUAGCAAGCUGGAGAGAGCAGUUGCUGCGCAAAAAGCUCGGAUUACCAAAUGAAAAGUCACUCUGAAGAAAUUCAAUUGCGAUGCUUUCAUGU
Eucalyptus grandis is the source of this 1765-nucleotide messenger RNA. RefSeq lists its product as hypothetical. The record is from RefSeq and is a predicted model, not a curated record. Lineage: Eukaryota; Viridiplantae; Streptophyta; Magnoliopsida; Myrtales; Myrtaceae. Bases 64 to 1725 code for a protein of 553 amino acids. The transcript has a single exon. Gene Ontology annotation, biological process: meristem development; meristem maintenance.